AUGGAUGAAAUAAAGGAAAUCGCUCCAAAGCAAUAUAAAGCUUUGCCCUAAAAAGCAGCUCAGCCUCAGUAGUAAUAGUAAUAGCCGAGAGAGGAAGUAAAAGAAGAAUAGAAAAAUCCUAAAGCGAAAGGAAAUCAAGGACCAUAAUAAAGAAGUAAAUUUGCUCAGCUUAUGAGAAUGGGAGAGUAAGAUCUUACCGAAGAGGAAGUUUAGGAAGUAAAAAAAUUUGAAGCUUCUAGACUCCAGUCAAUUACCAACGAGGUAGUUGAAUACUUCCCAAGAGUCAUGCUCUUUCAUACUUUAGUUGUCACUUUUUGUGCAAUAAGAUCACCAACAGACACUGCUGUAAUUUUCACUUACUUUACAGUGCUGCUAAGAUGCCUAAUGGUCUCAGGAUGGUAUCAUAAAAGAUAAUUCGUAUACUUAAGUGCAGGAGCAGGGGAAGCUCUCAUCAAUGUGAUUUUAUUCUUUAUCACAUUAACAUACUCUCCAUAUUGA
Molecule: messenger RNA, 498 nt
Organism: Stylonychia lemnae
Lineage: Eukaryota; Ciliophora; Spirotrichea; Sporadotrichida; Oxytrichidae
Source: the annotation of a GenBank genome assembly